This is a messenger RNA of Mirounga angustirostris (Northern elephant seal), 408 nucleotides long. RefSeq names its product histone H2A type 2-B. Gene Ontology annotation, biological process: heterochromatin formation. The coding region runs from base 16 to 408 and encodes 130 amino acids. Gene Ontology annotation, cellular component: chromatin; nucleosome. Lineage: Eukaryota; Metazoa; Chordata; Mammalia; Carnivora; Phocidae. The transcript has a single exon. The record is from RefSeq and is a predicted model, not a curated record. Gene Ontology annotation, molecular function: protein heterodimerization activity; DNA binding; structural constituent of chromatin.
GCGUUUUUGGCCGUAAUGUCAGGACGCGGGAAGCAGGGAGGCAAGGCCCGCGCCAAGGCCAAGUCGCGCUCGUCCCGCGCCGGCCUGCAGUUCCCGGUGGGCCGAGUGCACCGCCUGCUGCGCAAGGGCAACUACGCCGAGCGGGUGGGGGCCGGCGCGCCGGUGUACAUGGCCGCGGUGCUGGAGUACCUGACGGCGGAAAUCCUGGAGCUGGCGGGGAACGCGGCCCGAGACAACAAGAAGACGCGCAUCAUCCCCCGCCAUUUGCAGCUAGCCGUGAGAAACGACGAAGAGCUCAACAAGUUACUUGGGGGGGUCACCAUUGCCCAGGGCGGUGUUUUGCCCAAUAUCCAGGCGGUCUUGUUGCCCAAGAAAACGGAGAGUCACAAGCCUGGCAAAAACAAGUAA